GGCUGACAUUUACUUCAUAGGAGCUUAUAAUUCUGCUUUUGGUUGAGCUUGUGCUUUCCUAACUGAAGCUACUCCAGUGUGAACAUGUCCAAAUUCUGUGACCAGGACUUUUACAUGGAAGAGAUUGAUGAAGACAAAAUUCUAGCAGGUCUUUCAGCUGAAGAACUCCAGCAGCUCGAGAAUGAAAUGGAUGAUAUUGCCCCUGAUAAGACAGUACCAGUGGGAAUGAGACAGAACAAUGCAUCUGCUGAACAAGAGACUCAAGGGGACGAAGAAGGAAAAUCUGAGGAUCAGGAAGACAUUGAUGAUGAUGUGAUUCUGGCAGGUCUCUCUGCUGAAGAGCUGAAACAGCUCCAGAACGAGAUGGAAGUAAUUGUUCCUGAUGAGAGAGUGCCUGUAGGAAUGCGACAGAAAGAUCAGACUGAUAAACCCCCAACAGGCUCAUUUGACCAUAGAUCACUAGUGGACUACUUGUACUGGGAAAAACAAUCUAAACGUUUGCUGGAAGAAGAAAGAAUCCCCACAACCCUGCUCCCCAGCCAGAAAAAAAGUGAGGAAGAGCUGAAGAAUUCAGUAAAAGAAGAUACAAAUAUUGAAGUAGAAUAUGUGAAUGAGGAGAUGGUAGAAGAUGCUGAGAUAGAGGAACCUGAAGGAGUAAUUGGCGAAGGGAUUGAAGAGGUACAUGACAAAGUGGAGGAUGUAAAAGAGGUUGAAAAUGAUCAAAAGAGGUGGCCAAUAAAAACAGAACCUCAAGAAAGUUGCAUUAUUGAGUAUUCCAACUUUCAGCCAGCUCCAAAUUUCUCUGAUUCACAGCAAGAGAGGGAAUCCCACAGAGAUGAAUUAAAUGAGGAUGAAUCAUUAAUAACUGAAAGGAAGCAACCUAAUCAGAUUCAGCUUAAACCUCUUUCCUCAGCAUUUGAGAACUGGGUUCCUAACAAAGAAGAGAGAGUCAUAGCGAAGUUGAAAAUCCCAAAACUUGCACUUGGUGAUGGUUUGAUUAAAAAAACUGCAAGGCCAUCUGGGAAUGAUACAAAUCUGGAAAGCACUCUGGACAAAAUCCGCAAUCAUAAUUCCUCUGUCACUGAGAUUAACCUAAACAAUAUUGAAAAUAUUCCUAAAGAAAUGCUCUUAGACUACAUUGAGGCACUGAAGAAGAACAAACAUGUAAGAACCUUCAGCAUUGCAAACACAGGUGCAGAUGAAAAUGUGGCAUUUUCAUUGGCCAACAUGCUGCGAGAGAACAGGAGUAUCACAACAUUAAACAUUGAAUCCAACUUCAUUACAGGAAAAGGUAUAAUUGCCAUUAUGCGCUGUCUACAGUUUAAUGAGACUUUGACAGAACUUCGGUUCCAUAAUCAAAGGCAUAUGUUGGGCCAUCAUGCAGAGAUGGAAGUGGCACGUCUCCUAAAAGCCAACAACACACUGCUUAAGAUUGGCUACCAUUUUGAACUUCCUGGGCCCCGAAUGGUUGUUACCAACUUGCUCACUAGGAACCUUGACCAGCAGCGACGAAAAAGAAAGGAAGAGCAAAGGCUUCAGCAAAUAAAAGAGCAAAGUCAGAUCAUGCACGUAUAUGAGAGCAACCUAAACUUGCCACCUGGUUUGCUGGAAAUGUUAGGAGGAUAUAUUCCUGGAAUGGAACUUCUGUGCACUCCUCAUAGUCCUCAGCAUCUUUCACAAAGCUCUCCAGAACCCGCUGUUGUAUCAACACCAUGUCAUCAGCAACAUAAGAAGCAGCACCCUACUCGACAAUAUCCACCCAGUUCAGACUCAGAAUCCAGCAAUAUGUUAAAAGAUGUGAAGCUUAAGAAAAUUUCUAAACGCUGUGACCCGCUUCUGGAUUUAAAUAAAAAAGAAGAGAAAAGAGUUGGGAGGGCUAAUAUUCAGUUACGAAGCACUCCCAAGCAGACAAACAGAGCAAGCGAAGGUUCUCUGGAUGACAGGGCCAACCUGAAAGAUGUGAUAAAGGCACUGAAACCAGUUCCUCGAAGACGGCAGCCACCAAAAGUAGACCUAACACCACGUGACCUACUCCUCAAUGAAAUUAGACAGAGCAAUGUGGCCUACCUAAAAGCGGUCCCCCUUCCCAAAGCUUUGGAAUCAACAGAAACCAGUCUUUUAUGAUGACAGCAUGCUUUAAGAAUGACUGCUCACAUGUACCUGUAGCUGAUAUGGCCUUAAUCAGAUCCUGCUGUACAAGCCAGACACUGCCAUCAUUUUACAUUUAAUGCUGUUUUGAGCACAAUGUGGCUUAUCUGUCAACCCAUUAUUAGCAUCAUGUUACCUGCAUGAAAUCCACAGAUAUAUGCACACAUAACAGCCUGUUUAUAUUUUUAUACAUUUCCCUUAUAUACAUUUAUUUAGUAAUUUCUUUGCUCACUGUUUUCAUAUUCAUACUUUUCGGCAAUGACUGAAUUUAAUUACAAUUAAUUUAAUUUCUUUAAUUCUUUAGGAUAAUUUGGAUAGGAACUUGGAUAUGAUUUUAAAUAUACAUUAUUUAUAAGGUGUAACAUCUUCUUCUGCUUACUGAAAUGUUUAUCCAUCUGAUUUAUAUCCAGACACCAAAGAAUUCUUUUUUUAAAUAAGCUUCAAUAUAUUUUAGAAACUGGAAUAUUGCUUCCAAUAUUUUAAAACUUUGCACUAUGGCAUAUUUAUAUGUAUAGUAAUAUGAAGAAAGAUAAUAUUUUAUUAUACAAAAAUGUAUCCACUUUGCUAUUUUAUCUUGCCAGAACCGAUGUCUCCUUUGGGCAAAGGGAAAUUGUGAUUCAUUUUGCAUUUGUUAAACAAAUUGAAUCAAAGUAUCUGCAAGCAUACAGCAUGUGGAUGUUAUUAUGCCACAACAUGGAACAUAUACAUGUUUAUUUGAGCCAUUUUGCAAGAUGUAAAUUAGAAUUAUGUUUGGCCUGCCUGAUAUGUUUAUGGAUGCUCUCCUACUAUUACAAUGCUGAUCCAGAUUUCAGCAUUCCUUUUUCAAUUCAAUAUCAUUGCUAUAUUGACAUCAUUCACAUAUAUGUGCUUAGACUCUUACACUUUAAGAGACUCACUAAAAAGGUUUGGUUAUUAACGGUAUAUCUGGUUGUCAGUUGGGGGCACAGUGACUUUGUGCCUAUUCCCUGUCCCUUAUCUUUAACUUAUAUUUAUACAUCUAAUUCUGUAGUUCGGAUUUAUACAGUACCACACACCCUUAUUACAUGACAGCACAUAUUAAUUGACAGUCUUUUGCAAAAAAGUUUAAGAUUUAAAAUAUUUAGUAUGAUGGAUAUUUUGACAUGCUAAUAAAAAUAUGAUUGCUA
Molecule: messenger RNA, 3293 nt
Organism: Clarias gariepinus (North African catfish)
Lineage: Eukaryota; Metazoa; Chordata; Actinopteri; Siluriformes; Clariidae
Gene: lmod3
Product: leiomodin 3 (fetal)
Exons: 4
Coding region: 85-2124 (679 amino acids)
Biological process (GO): muscle contraction; pointed-end actin filament capping; myofibril assembly
Cellular component (GO): striated muscle thin filament; myofibril
Molecular function (GO): tropomyosin binding
Source: RefSeq, a predicted model, not a curated record